CCAAUCUUUGGCUUCCGUGACAAGGUGAGGUGAGAUGUAAGAAUCCACUCCCCCAUGUUACAUACGACACAUAAAACAAAAAGAAAUGGCUAAGCCCAAGGCAAUCACAUAAAUUAAUUAACCUACACCAUUAGGCAUUAACCCUCCCCCUUUAUCUGCAUCUUCUUUUUAACCAUUUUAUCUAAUACUUUAUGUCCAAAACCCCACGCAUCCAGCCCAACAUUAGAUUCCCCCCCACCUUCUCCACAGCUUGGUUUUGUGAGAUGGCCCUUCAGGAUCUGCAGCACAGGGUUUCUCUUCUUUCUCGACAAAGCUGAGGAAACAGGUGUAGUGUGAUGGAAAGCGAGGCCCACUGAGUUAAAUAAUCUCAGAAUCACAUGCAAAUUUCUCAUUUGACAUCACUGUUGCAUUCAACUUGUACCGUAGCCGUUGGUCAGAGGCAGAGGCAGUGCCAUUCACUCAAUUAUAUUAGCUUCUGUCAUGGAUAAUUGAUGCUGGAGAAUCCAGGAAGGGGUGGCUCAGAGUUUUUGUCUUUGUGAACUGAUGAUCAUAACUUUCCAAGUAAAAGCUCUAUUAUGGUAUAGGCUUUAGAGGAGAAACGUUGUACAAGUGAGAUCUACUGUAAUUAAUAGCAUGGGUGUCGGUAUGGGUGAAGAAGAAGAAGCAUCGGUAUCAGGUAAUAUCAAGCUUUCUGAAGAGAACCACCCCAGCGGCGGCCUAACCAUCAAGACAACUGGUAAAGAUGCUUCAACUUUGGUUGCUAGGGAUCUGCAUUCUCCAAGCUUAAAAUCAUCAAUGGAGUCAUCUCCUUACAACUCUCCCUCCUUGGUGUCCCCACCAUCGUCCGCAUUCGUUUCAGCUUUGCAGUCACCAUAUAUAUCACCAAGAGCCACAAUCCUGAAAUCCCAAGACCAAGAGAACUCUAACCCUUGUCUUGUUUCGCAUCCAUCGCCACCAGUCUCAUCAUACAGAGGGGGUUCACAAUCUGAUGAUAUACCCAGUAGUUCCUACACUCCCCCGUCGGACCAGUAUGAAUACUCUGAUGACCCCACAGAUCCCAAGUUGAAGUUUGUAACUUGUGUUCCAGUCCCAGAUCCUGGUCCACGCAUCUCAUUCUCGUUUCCAGUGCCCCGAAUUUCCUUUGCAAAAGCUCCUGUUUCUCCGGCAUCUAAUGCCAAACUCAGGAGUUGUGACGUUUUCAUUGGCUUCCACGGUCAAAAUCCUAACUUGGCUCGCUUCUGCAAGUGGGUUAAGUCAGAGCUGGAGCUUCAGGGAAUUGCUUGCUUUGUUGCAGACAGGGCUAAGUAUUCGGAUAGUCAGAGCCAUGAGAUUGCGGACCGAAUCAUCUGCUCAGUCACAUAUGGAGUUGUGGUGGUCACUAGUUGUAGCUUUCUCAACCAUCUCAGCUUGGAGGAAAUUAGAUUCUUCACUCAAAAGAAGAACUUGAUUCCUGUCUUGUUUGACACGGGACCUGCUGAGAUCAUGGGACUUCUCAACUGCAAUUCAAUCGAUAAAGAAUGCAAAGAAGCAAUUGAAGGAGUAAUCAAGUGUCAUGAGUUCAAACUGGAAGCCAGUCAGGGUAACUGGAGAAGCUGUGUAGCUAAAGCUGCAGCAAUAUUGCGAGCAAAGCUUGGAAGGAAGAGUGUGGCAGAGCAAGACUUUGUUGCUGAGCUGCCCUUUCCCAGAAACAGGUUUUUUGUGGGAAGAGACAAGGAGAUUGUGGAGAUUGAGAGUGCCUUAUUUGGAGUUGCUGAGCAAGAUUAUUAUUGUUGCUCUAUGCCCAUUAUCAAAGGUGAAGCAAGCGGGCAAUCUGAAGGGCUUGCUGAUGAAGAAAGUGAUAAUAUUGUUUCUACCAGGGGGAGGUACAUUAAUUUGGAAUUGGGCAAGAGCAAAGAGCCUUCGUCUGAACCAGUUAUGGGAAGAAGUUCAACGAAAAGAUCCAAAUUCAACAAGUCAAAAAGUGACAACUACAAGAGCUUAGGCAGCAGUGUGAUCUGCAUAAAUGGCGUUGCUGGCAUUGGAAAGACCGAGCUUGCUCUUGAGUUUGCCUAUCGGUAUGCCCAGAGAUAUAAGAUGGUUCUUUGGGUUGGUGGAGAGGCCAGAUAUUUCAGGCAGAAUAUACUGACUUUGUCGGUCAAUUUGGGGUUGGAUGUGAGUGCCCAAGACGAGAAGGAAAGAGGCCGGAUUCGAAGCUUCGAGGAGCAGGAAUUUGAAGCAUUCAAGCGAGUGAAGAGGGAGCUGUUCCGGGACAUGCCUUAUCUGUUGAUCAUUGACAAUCUUGAGACAGAGCGAGAGUGGUGGGAAGGAAAAGACCUGCAUGACUUGAUUCCUAGGAACACUGGAGGGACUCAUGUGAUCAUCACAACUAGGCUACCAAAGGUGAUGACUUUUGACAUGAUGCAGCUUCCUCCAUUGCCUUUAUCCGAUGCUAUGAUUUUAGUACGAGGUAGAAAGAAAAAGGAUUAUUCGACCGAGGAGUUGGAGUACUUGAGAAAAUUUGAUGAGAAAUCGGGAAGAUUGAGCUUUGGUUUGUGGAUUAUUGGUUCACUACUUUCCGAGCUGCCCAUUUCUCCAUCUGCACUCUUUGAAGCUGUGAACCAAGUCUCUACCUCACUUGAAGAUGCCUCUACUUCACCCACUGAUGAGCAGUUCUUCAAACACAACCCUUUCCUGAUGAAAAUUCUAUGUUUUUGCUUCGCGGUCUUGCAUCAAGUUAAUGGGAGAAGGAACAAUAUUCUAGCCUCACGAAUGCUUCUUGUUGGAGCUUGGUUUGCCCCAUCAUCCAUACCUGCAAAUUUGCUAGCUACUGCAGCUAAGUAUAUGCCUGUUGCUGGAAACAGAUUCAGAAGGUGGACUAAGUGUCUAAGUCUUGCAUUGGGCUGCUGCGGCGGGUGUGGUUUCACUACUCAAAGUGACGAAGAUUGUGCCAAUCUCCUAGUAAAGCUAGGAUUGGCAAGACGAGCUAAUGGGCAGAAUGGAUGUUGGAUUCAGUUCCAUCCUAUAACUCAAGCAUUUGCAAAGAGAAAAGAAUGCUUAUCGACUGCUAAAGCUGCAGUCCUAGGCAUAAGAAAAACCGGGAACCCAUUGAUAAAUUCUGAUCAUCUAUGGGCCACUGCAUUUCUUGUAUUCGGGUUUAAGUCGGAACCUCCUAUCGUGCAGUUAAAAGCAAUAGAUAUGGUGAUGUAUAUCAAGAAGACGGCACUACCAUUGGCAAUCAGAGCCUUCACAACAUUCUCAAGAUGCAAUUCGGCAUUGGAGUUAUUGAAGGUGUGCACAAAUGUGUUAGAGGAAGUGGAGAAGUCAUUUGUAUCUCAAAUACAAGACUGGUGCCAGGGGUCGCUAUGUUGGAGAAACAAGUUACAAGGGAAGCAAAGGGUGGACGAGUACGUAUGGCAAGAUGUGACAUUGUUGAAGGCUACCUUGUUGGAAACCAGAGCCAAGCUGCUGUUAAGAGGUGGGCAUUUUGACGGUGGUGAAGAGCUGUGCAGAACUUGUAUCAGUAUUAGAACAGUCAUGCUGGGGCACAAUCAUGCACAAACAUUGGCUGCUCAAGAAACACUUGCAAACUUGGUGAGAAUGAGGAGCAAGAUAUGAUUUUUUUAUAUAUAGCCCAAGCCAUUCUCAAUGGGAUACAAGUUCAGUUUUGUUGACUGUGUAAAAUACGACUUUUUUUUUUUCACGUGGAUUGGAUUUGAUUGGAUGGGAUAGGAAAUUUCACUACUUUGUUUCACUUACUGCUUAUAUCAGUAUUUCGCAUAAGCUUAUGCAUGCUUAUCAUCGAAACGAAUUAGAAAUCUUUUACUAGGGUUCAAUCUAUUGUAAAUUUUGGAGAAGUCAAGAUGUAAUUUUACUUUUUAUUAAUUAAUAAUUUUAUAAUUUUUGGAUUAA
Messenger RNA from Gossypium raimondii (Peruvian cotton), 3888 nucleotides. RefSeq lists its product as uncharacterized. Gene Ontology annotation, molecular function: ADP binding; ATP hydrolysis activity. The coding region runs from base 634 to 3594 and encodes 986 amino acids. The transcript has 2 exons. NCBI's taxonomy places the organism in Eukaryota, Viridiplantae, Streptophyta, Magnoliopsida, Malvales, Malvaceae. The record is from RefSeq and is a predicted model, not a curated record. Gene Ontology annotation, biological process: recombinational repair.